AUGUCACUAAAUCUUACAUCGGAAGAGAGAGAUCAACUGACAACAUCGCCUUUCAAGGAACUUUUUGCAGAAUUCUACUCGAAAGAGUCAAUGGAUACAGCCAUGACAAUAUUCCGGAAGUUCGAAGGUGGCAAAUUUGAAGAAAAAGCUAUUCGUUUGGAGAAGAUUCUUUCAGACCUGAGUGAUCUAUCGAGAGCGGAUUCACUUUCGGAAGAAUGUGGUGAGCGGAGUUGUCAACUUUCUAAUCAAAUGUAA
This is a messenger RNA of Haemonchus placei, 255 nucleotides long. NCBI's taxonomy places the organism in Eukaryota, Metazoa, Nematoda, Chromadorea, Rhabditida, Trichostrongylidae. The record is from the annotation of a GenBank genome assembly.